AUGGACCAGCCGGCGGUGAUGUCAUUGAACGGCUUCCAGCAAGGAGAAGAGGGCGGGCCGGCGGCGUGCGACGGCCAGUAUCACAGCGAUGACCUCUUCCUGGUGGCGCUGACCACGGCGUGGUAUGAGAACGGCGCCCGGUGCGGGAAGCUGAUCAGCGUCAAUAGCUCCAACGGGCGAUCCCAUGAGGCUAGGGUCGUGGACGAGUGCGGCACCGGUGACGGCUGCCGCACUAACGAGAUCAGCACGUCCGUCGCUGUGUGGGAGGCACUUGGGCUCGAUACCAGCGUCGGCGAGGUAUCCGUCACCUGGUCGGACGUAAUCUGGUAA
Molecule: messenger RNA, 330 nt
Organism: Triticum turgidum subsp. durum (durum wheat)
Lineage: Eukaryota; Viridiplantae; Streptophyta; Magnoliopsida; Poales; Poaceae
Source: the annotation of a GenBank genome assembly